Molecule: messenger RNA, 815 nt
Organism: Porites evermanni
Lineage: Eukaryota; Metazoa; Cnidaria; Anthozoa; Scleractinia; Poritidae
Source: the annotation of a GenBank genome assembly
UCCAUCGAUCAACCGAUCCGGCGAUCUAAAGAUAUAUCGAUCUACCGAUCCAGUGAUCUACAGAUCCAGCGAUCUAUCGAUCCAGCGAUCUAUAGAUCCAUCAAUGUACCGAUCCAGCGUUCUAAAGAUCCAUCGAUCUAUAGAUCCAUCGAUCUACCGAUCCAGCGAUCUACAGAUCUAGUGAUCUACAGAUCCAGAAAUCUACCGAUAGAGCGAUCUCCGGAUCCAGCGAUCUAUCGAUCGAGCGAUCUAUAGAUCCAUCGAUCUACCGAUCCAGCGAUCUAGACAUCCAGCGAUCUAUCGAUCCAGCGCUUUAUAGAUCCAUUGAUCUACCGAUUCAGCGAUCUACAGAUCCAGAGAUCUACCGAUAAAGCGAUCUAUCGAUCCAGGGAUCUACAGAUCUAUCGAUCUACGGAUCCAUCGAUCUACCGAUCCGGCGAUCUAAAGAUAUGUCGAUCUACCUAUCGAGUGAUCUACAGAACCAACAAUCUACCGAUAGAGCAAUCUACAGAUCCAGCGAUCUAUCGAUCCAGCGAUCUAUAGAUCCAUCGAUCUACCGAUCCAGCGAUCUACAGAUCCAGCGAUCUACCGAUAGAGCGAUCUACAGAUCCAGCGAUCUACCGAUAGAGCGAUCUAUAGAUCCAUCGAUCUACCGAUCCAGCGAUCUACAGAUCCAGCGAUCUACCGAUCCAGCGACUUACAGAUCCAGCGAUCUACCGAUCCAGCGCUUUAUAGAUCCAUCGAUCUACCAAUCCAGCGAUCUACAUAUCCAGAGAUCUACCGAUAAAGCGAUCUUCCGAUCCAGGGAUCUAUAG